CAGAGACAGAGACAGAGACAGAGACAGAGACAGAGAGACAGAGACCAGAGACAGAGAGACAGAGACAGAGAGACAGAGACAGAGAGACAGAGACAGAGAGACAGAGACAGAGAGACAGAGACAGAGAGACAGAGACAGAGAGACAGAGACAGAGACAGAGACAGAGACAGAGACAGAGACAGAGACAGAGACAGAGAC
Messenger RNA from Schistocerca cancellata (South American locust), 198 nucleotides. RefSeq names its product negative elongation factor E-like. The transcript has 3 exons. The record is from RefSeq and is a predicted model, not a curated record. NCBI's taxonomy places the organism in Eukaryota, Metazoa, Arthropoda, Insecta, Orthoptera, Acrididae. The annotation marks the transcript as partial.